UUUUUUUUUAAUCUUAGAAUGACAAGCAAUGUUGAAGAAACGGUAGUGAUUAUUGUCGGUGCAGGGCUAUCAGGGCUCUCCACCGCGGCAAGCCUCCACCGGCUCUCGAUCCCAUACAUAAUACUUGAAAGAGAAGAUUGUAUUUCUUCAUUGUUCAACAAAAGAUCAUAUGAUCGACUUCACCUCCAUUUUGCUAAGAAAUUUUGUCAUCUUGCUCACAUGCCUAUUCCAUCAAACUAUCCAACUUAUUUAUCUAGAGAAGAAUUCUUGAAGUACUUGGAUGAUUAUGCACACAAUUUCAAGAUUAACCCGAAAUUUGGGAACUAUGUGAAGUGUGCAAAAUAUGAUGAAGAUAGGAAGAUAUGGAAUGUGGAUGCAAAGACAAUGGAUGGGGUUCGGUGUUACCAAGGAAGGUUUUUGGUGGUGGCUACAGGAGAAAAUAGCGAGGCGUUUAUACCAAAAAUUGAUGGGUUGAGUGAGUUUAAAGGUGAAGUUAUCCAUUCAACCGAGUUUAAAUCCGGCAAGAAAUUUGAGAACCAAACGGUUUUGGUUGUUGGGGCUGGUAAUUCCGGCAUGGAAAUUGCACUUGAUCUAUCGAGCCAUGGUGCAAAAACCUCCAUUGUUGUUCGAAGUCCGGUUCAUAUAUUAUCAAGAUGGUCAAUUAAUGUUGGAUUGGUAUUAUUAAAGUGUGUGCCAUUACAUUUAGUGGAUUCACUUCUAGUUUUACUAAGCAAGGUAACAUAUGGAGAUCUAACCAAGUAUGGGAUCAAAAGGCCUAAAGAAGGUCCAUUUUUGAUCAAAAUAAGAGAUGGCAAGUAUCCAGUUAUUAAUGUUGGUACAAUUCAGAAAAUCAAAUCGGGUGAAAUACAGGUUUUGCCGGGGUUAAAAAGCAUUAAACACAAAGGGAAUGAACUUGUUUUUGAAGAUGGAAAAUGUUAUCAAUUUGAUGCCAUUAUUUUUGCCACCGGGUUCCAUAGAUCAACGCAUUUAUGGCUUCAAGGUAACGAUUCUCUCUUAAACCAAGAUGGAUUUCCCAAGCAAAUGUAUCCAAAUCAAUGGAGAGGAGAAAAUGGACUUUAUUGUGUUGGGCUUGCAAGGCGAGGCCUUUAUACAGUUGCUAUGGAAGCCCAAAGUAUAGCCCAUCAUAUUCUUAGUCUGAUCUCUAGAUAAGCCUAAGAUUACCAUGUUCUAUUAAGAAAAUAAAAACUAAUUAUAUCUUUUAUCUAAGUAAUGUAAAGUACUGCAGUUAUUGUUGUUGAGGUUUAUGAUUUUGUACUUUACUUUCUUGAAUAAUG
Messenger RNA from Erigeron canadensis, 1295 nucleotides. Its product is annotated as probable indole-3-pyruvate monooxygenase YUCCA10. The record is from RefSeq and is a predicted model, not a curated record. NCBI's taxonomy places the organism in Eukaryota, Viridiplantae, Streptophyta, Magnoliopsida, Asterales, Asteraceae. The coding region runs from base 19 to 1170 and encodes 383 amino acids. The transcript is spliced from 4 exons. Gene Ontology annotation, molecular function: flavin adenine dinucleotide binding; N,N-dimethylaniline monooxygenase activity; NADP binding.